AUGUCUGCCCGAGCCACUUCCACACUCCGCGCCGUGCUCCGCACACGAGUCGCAGCCCGAUCCUACGCUACCUCAGUCACAGGGUACGGGCGCGAAGUCGAAGGAUUCGUCGGGGCUGUCGGCAACACCCCGCUUAUCCGGCUUAACCGACUGUCCGAGGAGACGGGAUGCAACAUCCUUGCCAAGGCAGAAUUCAUGUCCCCCGGGGGGUCGGUCAAGGACCGGGCGGCGCUGUACCUUGUUAAGGAUGCAGAGGCGCAGGGGCUGAUCCGGCCAGGCGGGACGGUCGUUGAGGGGACAGCGGGGAAUACGGGGAUUGGGCUGGCGCAUGUCUGUCGGAGUAAAGGGUAUCAGUGUGUCAUCUACAUGCCGGACACGCAGAGUCAGGAGAAGAUUGAUCUCUUGAGGAUGCUGGGUGCGGACGUACGGCCUGUUCCUGCUGUCGCAUUCGACAACCCCCAGAACUACAACCACCAAGCCAAGCGCUACGCCGAGUCCCUGGACAACGCAGUCUGGACAAACCAGUUCGACAACACCGCGAACCGGGAAGCUCACAUCCUCACUACCGGUCCGGAAAUCUGGGAGCAGACCGACGGCGGGAAGCUGGACGCCUUUAUCUGCGCCACCGGGACCGGAGGGACACUGGCUGGUGUGACGCGGUACCUCACGGAGAAGAGUAACGGGCGGGUUCAGGGGUGGUUGGCCGACCCGCCAGGAAGUGUGCUAUAUCACUUGGUGGAGAAUGGGAAGAUUGCGAGGGAAGGGAAUGGGUCAAUCACUGAGGGUAUUGGACAAGGCCGAGUCACCAACAACCUCAAGGGCGACAUCUCCCUCGUCACCGGAGCGAUCCACGUUCCUGAUUCCGCCUCUAUCAACAUGGUCUACCGCCUGCUGCAUGAGGAAGGGAUCUAUGUCGGCGCGUCUUCGGCGCUGAAUGUAUGGGCGGCGUCGGAGCUGGCGAGGAAGAUGGGCAAGGGAAAGACGAUUGUGACGAUUCUGUGUGAUGGGGCUUAUCGAUACCAGGCUCGUCUGUUCUCGCGGGUAUGGCUCGAGAGCAAGGGGCUCCUCCAGCACAUCCCGGAGCACUUGCAAAAGUACGUUGUGCUGCCAUGA
Dioszegia hungarica is the source of this 1113-nucleotide messenger RNA. RefSeq names its product putative cysteine synthase. The transcript has 4 exons. NCBI's taxonomy places the organism in Eukaryota, Fungi, Basidiomycota, Tremellomycetes, Tremellales, Bulleribasidiaceae. Gene Ontology annotation, cellular component: cytoplasm. Gene Ontology annotation, molecular function: cysteine synthase activity. The record is from RefSeq and is a predicted model, not a curated record. The coding region runs from base 1 to 1113 and encodes 370 amino acids.